Messenger RNA from Orbicella faveolata, 557 nucleotides. RefSeq lists its product as uncharacterized. NCBI's taxonomy places the organism in Eukaryota, Metazoa, Cnidaria, Anthozoa, Scleractinia, Merulinidae. The record is from RefSeq and is a predicted model, not a curated record. Gene Ontology annotation, molecular function: ATPase inhibitor activity. Gene Ontology annotation, cellular component: mitochondrion. Gene Ontology annotation, biological process: negative regulation of ATP-dependent activity.
GACAAUCUCCCACUGAACGUGAUUCAAUAUGGCGUCCUUUCGUUUGUCUGCAGUUUCUCGACGGAUGAUUUCAUCGCCGUUUUUGCAGUUAAGAACAAUGACAGCUGGAGAAAAGGGAAGCGGAGCUGGAAAGGGGGGUGGAGGUGGUGGAGACAUCAGGAGUGCUGGAGGGGCAUUUGGAAAGAUGCAAUAUGCUCAUGAGGAACAGUUCUUUAGAAAGCAGGAACAAGAGCAGCUGAAGGCUAUGAAAGAGCACUUGAAAGAGCAGGUAGAACAUCACCAAAAGGAGAUUGAACACCAUGAAGAAGCUAUUCGCCGUCACCGCGAGGCAAUGAAAAAGCACAAGAAAGGAAUAGAUGAGUUGGAUGAAGACUCUGACUGAGAUAGAAGCUCCUGUGUUUUACCCUGGGUUGAAUGGUCCACUUCAGUUUUGCUGUCACUUCACCGAUGUAAUGCUAUGUAUGCCAAAGCACAGUUUACAAAUACCGUUGAUGCAUAUCAAUGUUGUUUCAAAAUUUGAUUGGAGUGUGAAAUAAAAAUAACAGUUUCAUCUUUCA